Molecule: messenger RNA, 2760 nt
Organism: Aspergillus mulundensis
Lineage: Eukaryota; Fungi; Ascomycota; Eurotiomycetes; Eurotiales; Aspergillaceae
Gene: chsG
Product: chitin synthase class III
Exons: 6
Coding region: 1-2760 (919 amino acids)
Cellular component (GO): cell septum; cell periphery
Molecular function (GO): chitin synthase activity
Source: RefSeq, a predicted model, not a curated record
AUGGCUUACCACGGCACUGGCCCUCAGUCGCCUGGCGAGCACAACAGUUACGAUGACAACCAUCAACUCCGCGACCUUUCCCACUCCAACACCUCUUACGAAGAAGAAGCCUCUCACGGACUACUAUCCAGCCAGCAAAGCCCUUUCGCCGGCCCCUUCGAUGAUCCCCAUCAGCAGCGUGGCCUUACGGCUUCCCCCAUACAACGCCCAACAUCCGGGUACAGCUUGACUGAGUCGUAUGCCCCUGACGCCGGAUAUCAUGACCCAUACAGCGCCAAUCAGUCGGUCUACUCGGGCCAGUCGGAGAACCCCGCCGCCGCUUUUGGCGUUCCGGGACGCGUAGCAUCGCCUUAUGCUCGUAGCGAAACUUCGUCUACAGACGCGUGGAGGCAGCGACAGGCCGGCGGCGCCGGCGGCGGCGGUGGUGGAAACGGGCUUCGUCGUUAUGCCACCAGAAAAGUCAAGCUGGUUCAGGGUUCCGUCCUGAGUGUGGAUUACCCCGUGCCUAGCGCCAUUCAAAAUGCUAUCCAAGCCAAGUACCGAAAUGAUCUCGAGGGAGGAAGUGAGGAAUUCACGCACAUGCGAUACACCGCUGCGACUUGUGAUCCCAAUGAGUUUACACUCCACAACGGUUAUAACCUUCGCCCGGCGAUGUACAACAGACAUACCGAGUUGCUGAUCGCCAUUACCUACUACAACGAAGACAAAACGCUUACGGCCCGUACCUUGCACGGUGUUAUGCAAAAUAUUCGCGAUAUUGUCAAUCUGAAGAAGUCAGAAUUCUGGAACAAAGGAGGUCCCGCUUGGCAGAAAAUUGUCGUUUGUCUGGUUUUCGACGGUAUCGACCCUUGCGACAAGGACACAUUGGAUGUCCUCGCCACUGUUGGUAUCUACCAGGAUGGUGUCAUGAAGCGUGACGUCGACGGAAAGGAAACUGUGGCUCACAUCUUCGAGUACACCACCCAGCUUUCCGUCACUCCAAACCAGCAGCUCAUCCGACCUACGGAUGAUGGCCCCAGCACUCUUCCUCCCGUGCAGAUGAUGUUCUGUUUGAAGCAGAAGAACAGCAAGAAGAUCAACUCCCAUCGAUGGCUGUUCAACGCUUUUGGUCGUAUUCUGAAUCCCGAGGUUUGCAUUCUUCUCGAUGCCGGUACCAAGCCUGGUCCCAAGUCUCUGCUUUACUUGUGGGAGGCAUUCUACAACGACAAGGAUCUUGGAGGUGCCUGUGGUGAAAUCCACGCCAUGUUGGGUAAGGGCUGGAAGAAACUUCUCAAUCCCUUGGUUGCUGCACAGAACUUUGAGUACAAGAUCAGUAACAUUCUUGACAAGCCUUUGGAGAGUUCUUUUGGCUAUGUCAGUGUGUUGCCCGGUGCUUUCUCAGCUUACCGAUUCCGUGCGAUUAUGGGACGUCCUCUGGAACAGUAUUUCCACGGUGAUCAUACCCUUUCCAAGCAGCUGGGUAAGAAGGGUAUCGAGGGUAUGAACAUUUUCAAGAAGAACAUGUUCUUGGCCGAAGAUCGUAUUCUAUGUUUCGAGCUGGUCGCCAAAGCGGGUUCUAAAUGGCAUCUCUCGUAUGUCAAAGCCUCCAAGGGUGAAACUGAUGUGCCCGAAGGUGCUCCUGAAUUCAUCUCUCAGCGUCGUCGUUGGUUGAACGGUUCUUUCGCCGCCGGUAUCUAUUCCCUCAUGCACUUCGGUCGUAUGUACAAGAGUGGACACAACAUCGUUCGAAUGUUUUUCCUCCAUCUUCAAAUGUUGUACAAUUGGUUCUCUACCUUCCUGACUUGGUUCUCUCUCGCAUCUUACUGGCUUACGACUUCGGUUAUUAUGGAUUUGGUCGGAACUCCCAGUGACAGCAACGGCCACACUGCAUUCCCUUUCGGUAAAUCGGCGACUCCGAUCAUCAACACCUUGGUGAAAUACAUCUACCUCGCAUUCCUGUUGUUGCAGUUCAUUCUUGCUCUCGGAAACCGGCCCAAGGGAUCCAAGCUGUCAUACCUUGCAUCUUUCGUCGCCUUCGGUAUUAUCCAACUGUACGUUGUCGUCGAUGCCCUGUAUCUUGUUGUCCGCGCUUUCUCCGGAGGCGCGCCGAUGGAUUUCGACACCAGCAGCGUUAGUGCCUUCUUGAGCUCCUUCUUCGGGUCCAGUGGUGCUGGUAUUAUUAUCAUUGCUCUUGCUGCCACAUUCGGUCUUUACUUCGUUGCGUCAUUUAUGUACCUCGAUCCCUGGCAUAUGUUCACGUCCUUCCCCGCCUAUAUGGCCGUGCAGUCAUCUUACAUCAACAUUCUCAACGUUUACGCUUUCAGCAACUGGCACGAUGUUUCUUGGGGUACCAAGGGUUCCGACAAAGCGGAUGCUCUUCCCUCCGCCAAGACUACACAAACCAAGGGUGAAGAGGCAGUUAUUGAGGAAAUCGACAAGCCCCAGGCCGAUAUUGACAGUCAGUUCGAGGCCACCGUUAAGCGAGCCCUGACUCCUUAUGUGGCACCAGAGGAGAAGGAAGAGAAGUCCCUAGACGACUCGUACAAGAGUUUCCGUACUAGAUUGGUUACACUCUGGCUCUUCAGUAAUGGUCUUCUUGCCGUCUGCAUCACCAGCGAGGGUCUGGAUAAAUUCGGUUUUACGAACACAUCAACUGAGCGUACUUCACGUUUCUUCCAAGCCCUUCUGUGGUCCAAUGCUGUUGUCGCCUUGAUUCGCUUUAUUGGAGCCACCUGGUUCCUUGGAAAGACGGGUCUUCUCUGCUGCUUCGCCCGCCGGUAG